GGCGGCUGAGUUAUCACAAUAAAGCUUCAAUGGUCGAGAGAUAGAAUUAACUACUUUGAGUCCAGUUAUGAGGUUUCUGAGCAACAUCCCAUGACACGUUGCGUUGUACACCGCAAUGUAUUCUGCCAUCAUUGUAGAAGUUGCAGUCAACUCUUGCUUAUGACUCUUCCACGAGAUAGGCUGGAGGUCGGCGUGACGGCGGUCGGCGGUGUCGUAACGUCGUCUUUCGUGAAUCGUGUUAUUCUUCAGCUUCUUCCCAAAUCGGCAAAUCCCGUGAAUCUGCAUCUUCCUUCGAAAAAAAGAAUGAUACUUUGUUUACUUGGAGUGCACCAAAUACAACGAAUAAUGGGAGUAAUUUUUUGUUGAGGGGAGUGGAUAUGCUUUUAACGAAGUGACAAAAAUAAUUUAAAAAAAAACAGCCAGACAACGGUUCUCUUGUAUGCCACCUUCUCUUGAGAUUUCUUCCAUAACAGAUCUCCGAGUCCUGGUUCAUGGCCUCAUCGUCACGUCCACGCCCACAGCUUCGUCGAAGUCUCCGUAUGUAUUCAACAACAUUCUCUCCAUGUACGCGCGAUGCGGAUCCCUUAAGGAUGCUCGGGAUCUGUUCGAUCAUAUGCCGCAGAGAAACGUAGUCACUUAUAAUGCCCUAAUUUCGUCAUAUUCUUCUUUUUCUCGUCUGGGUAUCAUGGUUUUCCAAUUACUAGCACGAUUGCAAGACAAGAGACUCGUCCCGAAUGCUUCCAUCUUUACUAGCCUCUUACAAGCUUCAUCUACCUUAAAGAACUGGACUUUGGGCUCUGUGAUCCAUGCCCAGUGUCUGAAAAUUUUAAAUUUCUCGAGCAAUGUUCGGAUUCAGACUUCUCUACUGGGUAUGUACUCGAACUGUGGCGAUUUGGACCGCGCAAUCAAAGUCUUUCGCUGUAUGGAUCACAAAGAUUCAUUUGCUUGGGAUUCUUUGAUACUUGGGCAUAUAGAAAAUGGUGAGCUCAGACAAAGUUUUUAUCUUUUCAAAGCCAUGCUUAAGACUGAUGUUAGUCCCACACGAUUUACCUACUCUAUAUUAUUGAGUGCAUGUAGCAGGUUGAGAGAUUAUCACACCGGGAAACUUCUUCAUGCCCAAUUGAUCAUAUCCGCUGUCAAUGCUGACUUGCCUUUACACAAUGCUCUUCUUGAUAUGUAUUGCAAUUGUGGUGACACAAUAAUGGCAUUCAAUAUCUUCAAAAGGAUUGACAACCCGGAUUCAAUAUCAUGCAACUCAAUGAUAUCGGGAUAUGCAGAGAACGGAGAUGGAGAGAAUGCAAUGAGAAUGUUUGUCGAGUUCGCACGAAGGUCUCUCGGCCAACCAGAUGAAUAUACUUUUGCAGCUGUCAUUUCUGCCACUAGUGCAUUUCCUUCGGGUUAUUAUGGGAAGCCACUUCAUGCCCAAGUUGCAAAGACAGGACUCGCGAGUAGCACAUAUGUUGGGAGCACAUUGUUAGCAAUGUACUUUUGCAACAAAGAUCCCGAAUCAGCCCAAAAGAUAUUUUAUUCAGCUUUUCACAAAGAUUUGGUUAUGUGGACUGACACGAUAGCUGGCCAUUGUGGAAUUGGUGACACCGAUGGUUCUCUCAGAUUUUUCCAUGGAAUGUUCCGAAACGGUAUGGAUUUUGAUAGUUUCACUCUUAGCGCAGUUCUCAAUGCUUGUGCUGAAGGAGCAACUCUGAGACAGGGAGAGGUGGUUCAUUGCCUGGUUGUGAAGAAAGGGUAUGGUUCUGAAAUGAGUGUGUGUGGGAAUCUUGUGGACAUGUAUGCCAAAAACGGAGACCUUAGAUCUUCAAAACUUGUGUUUUCUCUUGCAACCGAACCGGAUUUAAAAUGUUGGAAUGCAUUGCUUGGAGGGUAUGGAUACCACGGGCAGCCCGAAGACGCAUUCACAACUUUCAAUGAGAUGAUAAACGGCCUGGAGCCAGACGAGGUCACAUUUUUGUCUUUGCUCUCCACUUGUAGCCAUUGCGGUUUGGUCAGCAAAGCAAAGCAUUUCUGGAACUGCAUGAAGGAAAGAGGGAUAAACCCUGGGCUCAAACACUAUUCUUCCAUGAUUGCACUAUUAAGCCGGGCAGGAUUACUAGAGGAAGUUGAGGAGAUCAUCAUUACUCAAGAAUCUUCAUUUGGCGAUCAUCAUCAUCACCUUCUUCUUCUUCUUCAACUGGAAGAUGGGACUGUCAAAGAAACAAGGAGAAAGAUGAAAGAUAUGGAGAUUGAGAAAGAUCCCGGGUUUAGCUGGUUAGAGGGCAUGGGGAACAAGACGAAUGUGUUCUCUUCUUCAGAUGUGUCACACCCACAGAAGGGCAUGAUAGAAGCUGUGUUGCAGGCUUUGCUGGAAACAAUGACAGAUGCAGGAGCUGGUGAGUUUGACUUGGCAUGUCCAUAAGAAGAACUUGGAAGACCUGGGAAUGUUUAAGACCUCUAUCGGCAUUGCUGAAUGCAAAAACGGAACCAGUUCAGAACACACCCGAUCGACCACCAUUAUCGCAUCUAUGCCCCAAGAACUGAUGGGGCUGCAAAAUUGGUAAACCAGACAGACAACAAACGCGGGGCGAAAAUGGAUCUCUCCUCAUACUUUUGAGUCUUGGAUAUGUCUAAGUGUGGAGUGUGGGUCAGAAGAAGAGCAGCAUCUCAUUAUAUACAGAGUAGGGAGUAAUAUUUUGUGAAAAUAAAAGAACUGAUAUUUU
This is a messenger RNA of Cuscuta campestris, 2711 nucleotides long. NCBI's taxonomy places the organism in Eukaryota, Viridiplantae, Streptophyta, Magnoliopsida, Solanales, Convolvulaceae. The record is from the annotation of a GenBank genome assembly.